AUGGAUAAAGGUGCGAUUGGAUUUCCUGAGAACGACGAAAACCCCAAAUCCGCAAAUAAACAGAAUCGUGUGCCGGUUUUCUUGCCAGCGAAGUGCCCCGAAAACGAGUUGUAUUAUCCUGGAGAUCAGGAUUCGGAUUGGAUAUGCGACUGCCGACCAGGUUACUUGUAUCAUCCCGGUACUGACGCCUGCUGGCUGGCUUACAAGCGAGGCCCUUGCCCCGCGGGCCAGUAUCUGGUCCUGCCCAAGACUUCUGUGAUACCAAUAUGCGACAACAACCCCUGCAUAGCAGACAACCUAGUUAUGUGGCAAGGAAAGUGUGAGGUUCUCGGUGUGAUAGCACCAUGCGGUAACAAAUACCCCCCGAAGGCACUGUGGGGUGGCGUGCCGCGAUUACGUCAGUAUUUCAACCGCCGCGACGCGAUAACGCGAACUGUGGCACUAGCCCGCUACUUCGCCCGCCUAAUAACACUAAUAGUCAAGCCCAACUUCCACUCAAACUUGAGCCCC
Messenger RNA from Iphiclides podalirius (scarce swallowtail), 510 nucleotides. The record is from the annotation of a GenBank genome assembly. NCBI's taxonomy places the organism in Eukaryota, Metazoa, Arthropoda, Insecta, Lepidoptera, Papilionidae.